GGGCUACUUUGACACUUUCAAGCGCCUUGAGAUGGAGGAGGAUAUAGAAACUGACGACGAUUUUGCAGUAGCAGAGGCCAGGGAAUUGGUAACCACCAUGAAUAGAAAGAAAAAGAAAUCUGGCGGAUUUCAAGUUAUGGGUCUCAGUUUUUUGGUCUUUAAAGGGAUCACCAAGAAAGGGUACAAGUUACCUACUCCAAUCCAACGAAAGGCUAUUCCACUGAUCUUAAGUGGCCGUGACGUGGUUGCCAUGGCCCGGACUGGAAGUGGGAAAACGGCAGCGUUUCUGAUACCGAUGUUUGAAAAAUUGCAGCAGCAUAUGACCACUGGACCUCGUGCAUUGAUACUGAGCCCAACUCGAGAGUUAGCCAUUCAGACUCUAAAUUUCACAAAGCAGCUAGGAAAGUUCACUACUCUGAGUGCAGCCGUCAUACUUGGGGGAGAUAAAAUGGAAGAUCAAUUUGCCGCUCUUCACUCUAGUCCGGACAUAAUCAUCGCCACUCCCGGCCGUUUGCUACACAUUCUCAUGGAAAUGAACUUCAGUCUGAAGACGAUUGAAUAUGUAGUAUUUGAUGAAGGCGACCGGCUAUUCGAAUUGGGGUUUGCCGAGCAGUUGUCGGAAACGCUUCAUCGGUUGCCACGUGAUCGUCAGACCCUCAUAUUCUCGGCUACACUACCAGGCAACUUGAUCGAGUUUGCACGAGCUGGUCUGAAUGAUCCGGUUCUACUUCGUCUGGAUGUGGAUACAAAACUGAGCAAGAAUCUGAAGUUAAUCCAUCUCAGUUGUCUCCCUGACGAGAAGAAUUCUUUGCUGCUCCAUUUGCUUCGUUGCGUCAUUCCAAAAAAAGAGCAAGUAGUCGCCUUCUUUGCCACGAAGCACCACGUCGAGUUCUUCCAAAUGUUACUUACCGAAGCUGAACUCCCAUGCACCUGUAUACAUUCUGGUCUGGAUCCAGCUGCGCGUAACUCGGCGAUCAAAGAGUUUACUUCGAAUCAAACUCGUGUUUUGUUGGUCACUGAUGUGGCUGCCCGUGGCGUGGACAUUCCCUUAUUGGAUAAUGUGAUAAAUUUUCAUUUCCCACCGCAACCGAAACUUUUCCUACACCGAGUAGGCCGUGUGGCACGAGCCGGUCGGUCAGGAACGGCAUACUCUCUCAUUGACCCCGAUGAACUCCCAUACCUCUUUGAUGUGCUAGUUUUUCUUGGAAAAAGUCUACAAACAAGUGGUCCCAUUUCAGAAGACAACGUAAACGAUUCGCUUGGUCGAGCACCUCACGGCUUAGUGAGUAGCACGGGCAACGUGGCUCAACAAUUGGUGGACAGAAAUGCGAGCAUUGCUUCUAUGAGAAAACCGUGUGCUAACGCAAUGAACCGAUUUGUUAAAACCCGUCCAAAAGCAUCAAGCGAGUCUAUCCGACGUGCAAAAGAGCUCCGUGGAAUGUUACAUUCUUUGCCAGUACAUCCAUGUUUUGGAGUUGAAUACGAGGCUGAUGCCGAGGUUCUAGAUGUCAUCCGAGGACUGAAAUUACCAACCAUUUUUGAAGCACUUGGCCGACAAGCAAAUCCGGCUGCAUAUGAUAUGAUGGCGAAAAAACGCAAAGUUCACGCAAAUGCGAUUGCUCAGCAUCAGGCUCGCCAGCUUCACCUGAAACAACGUGAAGCAAACAAGCCAGCGGUACUCACGCGUACGGUCAAUCUGUCUGCACCGACUGUUACUGAUUCUGUGGAAGAUGGGUACAAUCUGGAGAAUACGGAAUUGUUCAUUCCAUACAGCCGUGGUAACGAGGCUUCUGAACGUGGCCUUUCCGUUUCAAAUUCGGUAAACCACUUUACAGCCCAGGCAGCUGAAGCAUCCAUGGAUCUGAUGGGUGAUGAACUGUCACAGGCGGACAAGCUUCGUCCGGCGGGCUCACGACUCAGAAAACAAGUGUGGGAUCGGAAAAAGAAACGAUAUGUGGAUUCCGAAGCCGCAGAGGGAAAGGCUAAUUUGAAGCGAAUCAAAACUGAAAGUGGCAUUUGGAUUCCUGCUUCAUACAAGACAGACAGGUAUAACCAGUGGAUCAAACGCUCCAACGUAGAUCAAGGAGCACCCGACUCUGGCAGAAAUGUGGGGGACAUCUCGCAGCCGCACACUUCCUUUUCCGCACGAUUUGGUGGUGUUGUAGAGUUCCCGGAAGAACCUGAAGAACCAAAGAACAGACCACAGGACCGUUUCAAAGCUAAGCGUAAUGCACAAGCUGUUGAUCGCAAAGGCUUCAAGGCUCCCACAAGCAAAGGAAAAUCCACAGAUGAAGUUCAUGGAACAAAAUUCAAAGUGCUGGGAACAAAGCCAUGGUAUCAUCGUGCCCAUGCUCAUCAGAAAGAAAAAGCUCAGCUCAAACAGGAUGCGCAAAAAAUACGAAUGCCUAAAGGCAGUCGCACGUUUGGGCAACUACGUAAACCUGAACAAAUCUUGAAACAACGUCGCUUGCGGUCCAAAAUGCGCCAGGCAGCCCAUAAAAAGAAGACACAAAAACACGGGGGACCUUCUCACAAGACAAAGAUGGGAAAGAAGGUGCCGUUCAAAAGAUCACGCAAAUAGACUGCCUUUUUUGCUUGAACAAAUGGAGUUAUUUUUUUCGAAAAUUUGAUCUGUAAAUAAAGUAAUCGCUGAACCACCUCUUACACUGCGAACACAACGUAGCCGUUCUUUUCU
Opisthorchis viverrini is the source of this 2695-nucleotide messenger RNA. RefSeq lists its product as hypothetical. Gene Ontology annotation, cellular component: nucleus. Gene Ontology annotation, molecular function: ATP binding; RNA binding; RNA helicase activity. Lineage: Eukaryota; Metazoa; Platyhelminthes; Trematoda; Opisthorchiida; Opisthorchiidae. The record is from RefSeq and is a predicted model, not a curated record. The coding region runs from base 32 to 2581 and encodes 849 amino acids. The transcript is spliced from 16 exons.